Messenger RNA from Choloepus didactylus (southern two-toed sloth), 6361 nucleotides. RefSeq names its product ring finger protein 150 (gene RNF150). The coding region runs from base 36 to 1355 and encodes 439 amino acids. The transcript is spliced from 7 exons. Lineage: Eukaryota; Metazoa; Chordata; Mammalia; Pilosa; Megalonychidae. The record is from RefSeq and is a predicted model, not a curated record.
GGGGGGCGGCGGGGAGGGGACCCCGGCGGAUAAAGAUGGCAAUGUCUCUCAUCCAAGCGUGCCGCAGUCUGGCUCUCUCAACAUGGCUGCUUUCCUUUUGUUUCGUGCAUCUGCUCUGCCUGGACUUCACCGUGGCCGAGAAGGAGGAAUGGUACACCGCCUUCGUGAACAUCACCUACGCCGAGCCGGCGCCGGACCCCGGGACUGGGUCGGCCGGCGGCAGCGACGGCGCGGAGCUGCACACCGAGAAGACCGAGUGCGGGCGCUAUGGAGAGCACUCGCCCAAGCAGGACGCCCGCGGAGAGGUGGUCAUGGCCAGCUCGGCCCACGACCGUCUGGCCUGCGACCCCAACACCAAGUUCGCCGUCCCGGCCCAUGGCAAGAACUGGAUAGCCCUCAUCCCCAAGGGCAACUGCACAUACAGAGAUAAGAUCCGGAACGCGUUCCUGCAGAACGCCUCUGCCGUGGUCAUCUUCAACGUGGGUUCCAACACCAACGAGACCAUCACCAUGUCCCAUGCAGGUAUAGAAGACAUAGUGGCAAUAAUGAUUCCUGAGCCAAAAGGGAAGGAGAUAGUAAGCCUGCUGGAAAGAAACAUCACCGUGACGAUGUACAUCACCAUCGGAACCCGGAACUUGCAGAAAUACGUGAGCCGCACUUCAGUGGUGUUUGUCUCCAUCUCCUUCAUUGUCCUGAUGAUCAUUUCCCUCGCAUGGCUGGUCUUUUACUAUAUCCAGAGAUUUCGAUAUGCAAAUGCCAGGGACAGGAACCAGCGCCGACUGGGAGAUGCGGCAAAGAAAGCCAUCAGUAAGCUCCAGGUCAGGACUAUCAAGAAGGGUGACAAGGAAACAGAGCCUGAUUUUGACAACUGCGCCGUUUGUAUUGAAGGGUACAAGCCUAACGAUGUUGUCCGGAUCCUGCCCUGCCGGCAUCUUUUCCACAAGUCCUGUGUUGACCCCUGGCUUCUAGACCAUCGCACCUGUCCCAUGUGCAAGAUGAACAUUCUUAAAGCCCUAGGGAUCCCGCCCAAUGCUGACUGCAUGGACGACUUACCCACCGACUACGAGGGCUCUCUGGGAGGUCCACCCACCAACCAGAUCACAGGCGCGAGCGACACAACCGUAAAUGAAAGUUCUAUCACAUUGGAUCCUGCAGUCCGGACCGUGGGAGCCUUGCAGGUUGUCCAGGAUACAGAUCCCACUCUCCAGGAGGGAGAAGUCAUCUUUACUACUAACAGUGAACAGGAACCAGCCAUAAGCAGUGAUUCAGACAUCUCGCUGAUUAUGGCAAUGGAGGUUGGACUGUCCGAUGUAGAACUUUCCACUGACCAAGACUGUGAAGAGGUGAAAUCUUGAAAUGGCAAAUAUACCCAAAAGGGAUGGUAGGACCCAAGGAUAAGGAAGGGAGGAGUGCCUCAAGACUUGGACUAGGUGCACACACCUCCAGAACACCUUGGCAACUCCAGGGCACUCCAUUCAAGAAUGGUAACGAAAAGCAAUAUCCAAAGUCAUGUUAAUCAAGAUGCAGUUUCUCCAUCUCUACAGCAGACCAUGGCGUUGGCAGCUUGGAAGUUGAAAGCUGAUGUCCCCUCCCAUGUCUUUGAAAACAGUGUAUCAGAAGCUCCUAAAACAGUGACUAAAAGGACACUUUUAGGGUUUCUUAGUUUCAUUUCAACUUUUUCCAGAUCUUACUGUUAUCUUUCUGGAAUGUUAUUGGAUUUCUUUGGCAGUUUCUUUUUAAAGACUAUUUAUAGUUUAUAUCAACCUCUUUGUUUUUUCUUUUAUUCACUCCAGCUUUUACGUAAGUUCUGUUUAGAAGUGCCUGUUCCUGCUACGAUCGGUUUGUAUUCCAUCUCUGAGAUUUAUGGCCUUGACCUCUCUCAGCAUGAUGCGUGCAUAGGGCUUUGGGAAGUGCUCCUGCACCCUGAAACUUCCUAAAGCUGGCUUUCAUUAAGAAUCUAAAUUCUUUUACUUGGGUCUCAAAAAUCCCAGCUGCCAGAGACCCCAACACUAAUGUCUAAGUCUGCUGAGGCCAGUGCUCAUUAUUGAAGCUAUGUCACCCCACAUUGCUGAGCAUUACAGGAGCCCACGUGACAUGAGAGGAGACCCUUCAGGGGAGGCACUUCAAUUCAUCUGGUUCCUAGAGUCUUUCACUGAAAUUCUGAACUCAGAAGUCCCCUGCAGGGCAUUCAUGCCAGCCGUUGCAGCUGGAGGGCUUGUAGCUGGGGCUGCAACCCUAGUUUUAAAAUGAGGUACCACAUAGUCUUCCCACUGAAAGCAAAAUGCCCAUUGCAUUGGUUUCUGUAGGGCUGAAUGAAUCUUUUGUCACCUUCUUCAGUUGAUUCUGCGGGAAGCAGAGGGUUUAGAAAAGAUCCAGUCAUCUUCAAGCCCAAUGGCAGACCCAAGGGUAGCUGCAUUGGCUGCCUAGGUUUUAUCUUAGUUCCAACACACUUUGUGUUAAACCUUGCCAGACUGUAGGGCAGGAUUUAGGUGAAUCCUUAGCAGAUUGCUUUCUAGGGCUCCAUGAGUUUGUCUGGAGAUCAAGUAAGGAAUGAGGUGCGAUUUUAUAAGCAUUUGAUCCAAAGAGUACAGUGAUGGAAUUUGCUAAAUCAAAUUUAUCCUGGCUGAGAGAGACACAGUAAGAGGGAAAAGAAAAGAGGCAACAGAUAAACACUAGAACCUACCAGUAUUUUUAAACUGUUUAUGUUUUUGUUCUUUUUUUUCUAACUAUGACCGAGACAUGCUAUUUUAUUCAGUGGGCAAUUUUGUAAUACAUUCAGACUAUCCGGGGUGCAGAGAGAACUUCCAGUUGCCUGACUAAGAAAGUGAAUGCACCCUCUGGACAAUCAGAUGGCUCACCUUAUUAUCUGCAAGAAGAUGACAAAGGCCAUGCCCUAUGCUGCUGCUUGGGUUAACCAUGAAGGAAAGCGUUUCUCACUGAGUUGUAAUUUACAUAUUUGGUCAGUGAUUUCCCACCUCAUUACACUAAUACUCAUUCAAAAACAGAGUUUGGUUGUGCUGGAAAACCUUGCUGCCUUCUGAAACAUGGGGAGUACAUGUCAAGGGAGACCACUGGUUGCUCUUUUCCACCACUUUUAAAGAUCUCAUAUUUGAUGGUUUAUUGGUAAGCCACAAGGCGAGGAAAAUGAUUACUGCCUUCCAAAAGGUCACAUUUCUCUAAGAGUCCAACACUUCCUGUAAUGGAAUCCAAUGUGCACAUGGUGGAAGGCAGGCAGGGAGGAAUGAAGAGAGCUGGGAAGCAGGAGCCAGGAGGCCUCACUUGAGCCACGCAUGUGCUCAGCCUUAGUUUCUCAUCCAUAAAGUGAAGGAGUUUGGCAAGAUGAUUCCAGAUGCUCCUUAGCACCACUGAUGAAGAUUUUGCCAGGGGUCCCAUUUUUCACAGAUGGUGAUGACACAGAGCAGAAUUCAUAGCUUAGGGAGGCAGAAUUCCUUGACACGAAACACACAACAGCCUUUGAGAUUUGGCGUUCCUGUGCUGCUGAGAAUGGAUAUCUAAGUGAUUGGAGUUUUAGGUCCAAGUAGGAGUUGUUUUCUUUUGCCUUGUUUUGAAACUGCUUUUACUUACAGAGUUUGCAGUCUGUGGAUGAAUGCAGACCUUUACAUCCUAGUUAUGGGUGUACAGUGUCUGUGGGGAUUUCUUAACUUCUAAGAUGUUUCUUUCUCUCGGUCAGCAUAGUCCUGCAUCACCUACCCCCUCUUCAGUCAGCUUUGCCCCAAAUAAAUGUUGGUAUUAACUUAAGUGAAAUUAGAAGGAUAAUCCAAAAGCAAAAGGAAAGUAAGUAUAGUCCUGUUUGUUCAGUGUCAUCUCUUCCUGCCCGUGGCCAGGUAAAUCGGAAAUUAAUUGCAUAUGCAAGCCCUGGCUACAGCACCCCCUUAUAGGAUGCUGCAUAGACAAUAAGGGGCUGAAGAGGCCAAUCUCUGGCUUGCAAAUCUGGACCCAAGGAGGUCCUGCUGCAAACCUACUGAGCCUGGAAGGGUUGCCCUUUACAAAAGUUUGUUUCUGGAGGAUUUCCCUGUGACUUUAGUAGUUAAAGGGAAGUUCAGCGACAUGGAGGAGUUCAAAAGAAAGGGAAAUAGCCCUGCCCUAUGGUCUUCAUCAUCACUUCUCCCCAAAAAGAAGGACCCCAUGGGUCACAGAUGAGUGUCAAAGGGUUUUUGAACAGUCUGAAAGUAUAUGCAGACUUCAUGCAUAUUUACAGAUGUACAGUUUUCUUUAGUGAGAGUCGAGACCAGCUCUGCCCAAUAGAAAUAUAAUACGAGUCACAAAGGUAAAUUAAAAUAGUCUAGUGGCUGCCACAUUUAAAAAGAAACAGGUGAAAAUCAUUUUAAUAGUAUCUUUUAUUUAAUUCAUAUUGUUUUAACACGGAAUUAAUGUAAAAUAUUUUACAUUCUUUCUUUAUAGUGAGUCUUCUAAAUCCAUUGUGUGUUUUGCACUUACAGCACAGGCAGGCUCAAUGAGGAAUAGCCACAUUUCAAGCACUCAAUAGUCACACAUGGCAAAUGACUACUGAUUGAGCAGCACAGGUCUAGAGCAUCUCCAGAUUCUCACAAGAUUCCCUGGCACUUACAAAAGAAAAAGGUUAAAAUCUUAAUGACCUCCAGAGAGUACUGGAUGUACCAAGUUGCCUAAAGAGGGGCCCAUUCACCAGUUUAUUUUGUAAUGAACAAAAAUUUGGGCAGCCUUUCUGAAAUUUCUGCUUGAGCUUUCCAACCACACCACUGAUGUCCAUUAUCCUUUAUUGUUACUGCUCUGACAAGUUGUGUUUUUUGAAAGUCACACAAACCAUGUUGAUUUGGUGCUGAAACAAAAUGAUGUCCCACACGUCUAUGAUGAACCCUUAGCCUGGUGAUAUACAGCACUUAGGAGCCGAGGGAAAUGCACACUUGGGUCAUCCAACUUUACCUCCACCCUUAGUUCUGCUGAUUUGGGAAAAGGUGAUUUCCCUGACCCAGUGCCCGCUAGCCCCACAGCUGCAGCUUGUACUUGUGGAUAUGGGAGGGAAGAGUGGGCAGGUUCAUACUGACUCCACAUACACAACUUCAUGUGGCCUUAUUGAGAACGAAUCUUUGGGGCUGUUGAACAUCCAUCCUCUACUAGGUGAAUUGUGACCAACAGGCAACUUUCAAAUCAGAAGUCAGCAUCCCCCUCUCUCCAAGCCUGCGGGGGAUGAAAAGGAGCAUUUUCAUUCACCAAGAAUAAGUUAGGCUCACGUGUAGGCAUUGCUACCUCUUGUGUGGCUGGUCCGGUUGGGAAUGACUGAGCCCUGGUCACGAAGAGAGCCUCUGAAUACAUUGAAUGCAGCAUACUUAGAUUUGUUCUCUAGGGUUUGAUCACCAAUGAAAUGUCAGCUAAGGUCAUCUAGGCAGGGAAAAGAUUUGAAGAAGGUAGAGAGUUAAAUUUGGCAAACACACCUACCUAUUUUGUCAUCACAUGGUAAUGAUUACAACCAUGGAGGCAAAUCUCUGUCCAAAGAGUUUAUUUUCUUGGCAUUUCCCACAAUCUGGUGGAAACAUCCCUGACCAUCCUGGGUUUGGUCAUAUCAGAAAUCGCAGUGUCCAGUGGCCAGUUCAGUUACUGCUCUAAAUCCCUGCAACAACCACACUUUCAGAAUGAAAAAUGAGGAUAGAUAGCCUAACACAGGAUUCUUUCCUAUUAAUAAAUUUUGCUUAUAUGAGAGUUCUUACAGAGCAUAAAAUUAAAUGACAUUUAAUUAUGUAUUGAAUGCAUCACCUUUACUGAAAACAGUGCAAUCUCAUUAAAUCAAAAUCCUUCCAGAAAAUCUGAGAUACAGAGUCAUCCCCACUAUAGAGCCUUCUUCCAUACUGAUGCCACUGAGGCAAUUUCUAGUAGCAGUUUUCUGGGGGGUUGGGUUUUUUUUUUAAUUCUAUCACUUAGGUUUCUUUCUUUUUUCUGCCUGUUUCUCUGUUUUGAUCUAUCUCUGUUUUUCUCUAACAGCCUGUCUUUGUCAUUACACACAUGCACACACUCAUUCUUUGCCCAUCUUCCUUCUUUCUUUUUUGUUUUUUUUUUGUUUGUUUGUUUUUCUCCUUAUUUCUCUGUUUUCUUUUCUCUCAAAUAGCAUUCAGGACAAAAAAACAUUAGUGGCUCCAGAUGUAUAGAAUUAUUGUGAUUAUUAUUGUGAUUGUGUUGUUGUUAUUCUUUAAUUGUGUAGCAGUAUCUGUAUUUGUACUUCUGAUGAGAAAAUCACUUUGUUAUAAAGGCAAAUUAAGUUCCUCCCAAAUGGAGUUAGCCUGAUUUUCACACUUUCUCAUAUGACUAAUUUUAUCUCAGACCACCUAUAGCUCUUCCUCCUUUUUUUUUCCUUAAUUUUAGCUUCCUU